Molecule: messenger RNA, 1932 nt
Organism: Cotesia glomerata
Lineage: Eukaryota; Metazoa; Arthropoda; Insecta; Hymenoptera; Braconidae
Exons: 3
Coding region: 1-1932 (643 amino acids)
Biological process (GO): telomere maintenance; DNA repair
Molecular function (GO): DNA helicase activity
Source: RefSeq, a predicted model, not a curated record
AUGAACAAAGAAUGCCCGUAUUGUCAUGCUUUGAAAUUCCAAAAUGAACCAGCCGGGAUAUGUUGCGCGUCAGAGAAGGUACAACUACCUGUAAUUGAAACACCACGGGAACCAUUGAACGAAAUUCCCGAUCCGUCUACUGAUCAAUUGCUGUUUGAUAUUGUUACAGCAAACAUGAUUCAUGGCCCAUGCGGUACUUUUAAUCGUUCAUCGCCUUGCAUGUCAGAUGGAAAAUGUACAAAAAAUUUCCCUAAAGAUUUCACUAACGAUACAAUCACAAAUGUCGACGGAUAUCCAAUAUAUCGUCGAAGGAAUCCAGAUAAUGGCGGACAAUCAUUUAUUAAAAACAUCAGCAACACAGACAUUGAUAUUGAUAAUUGUUGGGUCGUGCCAUAUUCGCCCUUGCUGAGCAAAACAUACAAUGCUCAUAUUAAUGUUGAGUUCUGCAGUUCUGUGAAGAGCAUCAAAUACAUUUGCAAGUAUGUCCAUAAAGGCAGUGACAUGGCGGUGUUUAGAGUGGAAAAUACCAAUGUGAAUGCUCCUCCAGUAAAUAAAAACGAUGAAAUAACGCUCUACCAAAUAGGUCGGUACAUCAGCUCCAAUGAAGCUGUUUGGCGUAUCUUUGGUUUUCCAAUUCAUGAACGGGAUCCAGCAGUUGUUCAGUUAGCUGUUCAUCUUGAAAAUGGUCAGCGUGUAUAUUUCACGAACGAGCCAGCGAUUGAUCGUGCUAAAAAUCCACCAAAAACUACACUCACUGAAUUUUUUGAAUUGUGUAAUUGUGCGGAUGAUUUUGGUGCCUUUGCACGUACUUUAUUCUAUUCACAAAUACCACGCUAUUUCACAUGGGCUCAAACAAAACAAUGGUUACCCCGCAAGCAAGGCUCACUGGUGACAGUUGAUGCAUGCCCCAAUUUAUUCAAAUCAAACGCCUUGGAGCGAGUAUUUACAGUGAAUCCAAGACAGACUGAGUGCUUUUAUCUUCGACUAUUGUUGGUUAAUGUUACUGGCCCAUUGUCAUUUCAAGAUAUACGUAAAGUGAACGGGCAACAGUAUACAACGUAUAAAGAUGCAUGCCUUGCACUCGGCUUGCUAGAAGAUGACAAUCAGUGGGAAUGUAUGCUUGCUGAAGCAGCAUUGAACUGUACAGCAAUACAAAUUCGUCUACUAUUCGCUAUAGUGUUGACUACAUGUUUUCCAGCCCGAGCAGAGAUAUUGUGGGAUAAUCACAAAGAUUCAAUGACUGAUGAUAUAUUGCAUCAACAUCGUACACGGUGUAACGAUCUAGCGAUAACAUUCAGCGACGAUAUGUACAAUGAAGCAUUGAUUGCUAUUGAGGAUCUUUGCAUUAUCAUUGCCAACUUACCACUCAGUCAUUUCGGUAUGAAUUCGCCAAAUCGGGGUGCAACUGAUUUAAUGAACACUGAAAUGAAUCGUGAAAUGCAGUACAACACUGUAGAAACGGCGGCGAUUGUUACUCGCAAUGUCCCACUAAUGAAUGAGGAACAAAGAACCAUUUACGACCGCAUUAUGCUCGCAGUUUUAGCAGGACAAGGUGGGUUCUUCUUUUUAGAUGCACCAGGUGGAACUGGCAAGACAUUCCUUAUUUCGAUAAUUCUCGCCAAAAUACGAUCCAAUAAUGGCAUCGCAUUGGCCGUUGCAUCAUCGGGCAUUGCGGCAACUUUAUUGGAUGGAGGCAGAACAGCUCAUUCAGGAAUGAAGAAUAUACCUCCAGGAGGUCCAAUUAUCCCAACUAACAACCUUGUAAUGAACACAAUGGCGGAUACUUCUGCUGGCGGCAUGAUAAUGGGACAAAUACCAUUGAUAAAUAAUCAAAUCUCCGGCUCUACAAUCCAGCUGCAGCAACAACAGCAACAAUCUUCGGAUCACUCUUCAAAUAAUACUAUGCCUCUGGAUCCUUUUGGUGUUCUGUAA